GAGAACAUGACGACCAUUACUUCAUCCACUGGGGAAAAGAAAUCUGUAACUGUGAGAAGGACAGAGUCCUGUGAUGCUCUCAAGAUCACUGAGCUGAUCAGCCCAGCCACUGCAGCAGUGUUUGGCAGAGUGAAUGUGAUCCACCUGCUGGAAAAAGCUAAUCUGGCAGUUACUAUAAGCACAGCAACAAAUGAAGUCCUGGCCCACGCUGCGUUGGUGGACCAUCCCAUUGGUGACCUGGUGGAUCAGGCUUCAUGGGAGCAGCUACUUCAAACCCAUUUUAACACCACAAAGUUCACACCAUUAAACACAAUUUUCCUGCAUCUAUUUGUGGCCCAGCCCGGCUUUUCUAUUUCCAGUGCUAAAGAGAUUAUCAGGACUGUGUUCAAUGCCAUCACAGAGCUGGAAUACAUCUGCCUCGUCACCCCCUACAGCAGCAGCCUCGAGCCAGCUCUGUUGGACAUUUUUGAGCCCAUGCCCUGCGUUACAGAGGAAGUCCAGUGUGGUGCGUUUGUGUGCCACAGACACAACUACUGUCCAAGACUGCAUGUGCGCAGAGCCAGGGUAGAAGAUCUCAUUGACCUCACAUACUUAGAGCAGAUGAAGACUCUGAGCGAUUGCUGGCCUGUGCAGGACACCCUGGCUGAGAAGAUCGAGGUUGAGGGUGAGAUGAAUCAUGUGGCUGUGUUUGAGAACGAUGGCCUUGCUGUUGGCUUCAUCAUUGUCUCCGGUAAAUUUAACCUGCUGCUGCUGAAUGCGGAGUAUGAGCUUGGGCCCUUUGAUGGAUUGAAAAGGAAGAAAGCAGAGGAGCGGAGUGAGGAUUUGGACCAAUCUCAGCAUGCUGAGUCCACAGACGACAUCACUGAUCCUCAAAAAUCCAACACAGAGACUGAAGUCAAAGAGGCCGAGCCCAUUAGAGCUCAUACAACAGACAGCAGCGGAAACAGCGCAGCCUCAGAAGCAGAACAUAAUGCUUUCUUGAUCCAAAUACGAAUUGAUAAGAGGUUUGAAACGAGGGCCGUUGAUUGCUUGCCUUAUGUUUUUCAACUUUUCCCGGAGCGGGAUUUCUGCAUCAUAUUGGUGCAUACGCUGGAUCCAGAUUCCCCUCUACGCCAGACCUUCGUCAGAGCCAUGCCACGUGACUGCAGACACCGUGAUCUUUACAUCCUCCACCGCUCAGGCCUUCUCAAGACGCUAGAGGUGCGUGUUGCGGUUUCUGAAGAUAAAUCUGCGAUUCAGGGACUGGUUCCUCAGCAUGAAGCCCUGAUGGAGGAUCUGGAGCUAUUCUUCCACCGAGACCCAGACGUUCAGGCAUUUGUAGCACAGGUCGAAGGACAGAUAAUCGGUGUAUUGGUCAUUAAAAAUGAGCAGGACAUCGAGUACAUCCGAGCCAACUAUGACAUUGAGAACUUUGUGUACUUCAGUCAUCACCAGCGUGAAGAACACGGCCGGCUGUGCCAGUUUGCCCUGAAUCCCAUCUUCCAUCAUUAUGCCAAGCACUUCCUCAAGGAGGCACUGCGUCUCGCUCACAAAUCUUGCCUGUACUACCGUGUCUACCCAUCUUACCACAAUGACAGGAGUGUCAGUGCCCACUCCCUGACAGCAGUGCUGAGCUGUACGGUGCCAGUGCAUCCACGACGCCAGAUCAUCUACCCACUGGAGGAUUUGGGCAUCAAUGCACCAUCCACUCUCAUCACCAUGGAGCAGGUCCCCUACGCACUGAAUCACAUUAACCGGAAGCUCACGAUGGAGUCCAAAGUUAACAUCAAUGCCAAGAUUGUGGUGGUAGGUGCUUCGGAUACCAGCUUGGCCUUUCUGGAAGCUCUAGCAUUCAGCCCGCACCUACAGUUCAACAACCUGACUCUCAUCUCUACUCAUGGCUUACCUGAACACCUCAGCACUGACAACAUGAGCUUUUUAGCCACAAGUCAUUGCUACAGCGAGUGGGAUCACGCUCAGCUCUCGCUGCGCUCGUGGGUCAAUGUGGUGAAGGGAAAGAUGACAGGCAUAGACAGGAGAAUGACAUGUGUACAAGUCGACGGAGAUCACCACAUUCCCUACGAUCAUCUCAUCCUCUGCACUGGACAGCAAUAUCAGAUGCUUUGCCCUACUGGAAUAGACAUCAGUACAUGGUCCUCGACCAGCUCAGUGCCAAAGCAGCGCCUCCGAAGAUACACCGGUCACAUCCCCUCCAACCUCUUCACUCUGAAUGACCAGCAGGACUGCACUCAGGCCUACCACUGGCUUAUGGAGAAUUUUGUCCAGCAAGAAGGUAAUGCUGUGGUAUACGGAGACACCAUAGAUGUCUACACCUGUGUGGAAACACUGCUCCGAUUAGGUGUAACAGGCUCCCGAAUCCAUGUGGUCCACCAGAAUGCAGCUGGAUCCUCAUCCUGUUUCCAGAGCCUCAACAUGGACCAGGCAGUGAGGAUGGCUCUGGAGAAUCAGGAUGUUCAUGUCCAUCACAACUGCUUGCUGGCUCAGAUGAAUGAUGGACAGCAUCCUGAGCCACUCACAUCUGUCUCAUUUACCACAUAUGGCCCGCCCCUCAGAUUGGAGUGUGCAGUCUUCUUUAACUUCUCCUGUAAAGGUGUGGACUAUGACUCCUUCAAGGCCAUAAAUAGCUCCUAUCUGUUGUUCGAUGGGCGCCUGGUUAUCGACUCCACCUACCACACAAACGACUGCAAAAUCCAUGCUGCCGGACCUUUAACAAAGUUAUCUCGCUGCUUCUACGCUGAUCAGUGGUCCCACUCUUACUUUAACUCCAGGGAAGUGGGUCAGGAGCUAGCGGCCAUGUUGCUGCAUUUAUUUGACCCGACACUGGAGCCGCCAGCCAAACCUGCACCAGAUGCUGAUCGUCUCCUACCCAUCUACACGCAGCCUAAGAUAACAGGUGGAAAGCUACCAGGUGGAUACCAUUAUCUCCAUGUCACAAAACCCUCAGGCUACACCGACAUAUCUCCAUCAGUUAGCAGCGCAAAGGGCCGCUGCAUUGUGACAGGCAGUGUGGAGACAGGAAACUACUUCCAGCUGAGGUUCAGUCAGCAUAGUAUGGUGGAAAGCAUCACCUGUUUGUCCUUUAACCCACUUCCUGUCUCGAACUAUCUCUGUCUGUACGGCAAACACCAGCUGCUGCUCAACCGGCUGUAUACACGCUUCGACGAAGAUCUGAUCCACGACCUCUACAGCUAUUUCAGAGAGAGCUGGUGCAUGGCUAUAUUUCAUGAUCGCUUUGCUGAUUUCCAACAGGAAGUUCACCAGAUCAUGACAGCCGAGCUUGACACUGACUCAGUGUCCGCCCCAAAAUUCUUGGAGAUGGUCACAGAUGGCACACUGGAGAUGUCUGAAGAUCAGAGUGGACAAAGGGAAGCGCUGGCCAAAGUGAAGGAAAGCGUCCUACAGUACCUACAGUUCAAUCAGUACCAUCUACCCAUGUAUGCACAGCCUGGACCACUAUAACUUAUUAUAAUAAGUUCAUGUUUAAUUGAGGAUUAGAAUAAACUGAUAAGCACAGCUUAGAAUGAAGCUGUUUUCAUUAAUAUAUUGCGAAUAUAUUGUUAAAUUAAAAUUUAAUCUAAUUUGAAAAUUAAAAAGAUUCCUGCUGUUGAUUUAUCACUCAUGGAUCUAACACUUGGUAGAAAAUUACUAAUGUAAAUAGUGACAUAAUUACUUAAUAUAGGCUAAUUAAUGAUGGAAAGGCAAAACUAAUUCCUAAUCAAAUGCAUCUCUUUAGCUUUUAUUUGCCGAGACGUUAAUUACAGUGGAAUUAUUUAAGGUAGGGCUGGAAAGCGCAGUGUGACUCCUCCACAUGACCACAAAAGGCCAGGGUGGAUUUGCAGAGCUUUAGAGAGUCACUGCCAGCUGUAUGGUAAUGUGACGCAAAGCUCCAGUGCGUUCAACUCGCGCGUGUACGUGUGUACACAUGCACGCACACAUACGCACACAUGCACACGCACACACACACACACACGUCUGUAUCCAUGUGAUCCAUCAUUUCACAGAUAACAGCAAACAUGGUUUUUCUGACAUCACCAGUAAGACACUUUUCACAGACACUUCACUAAAUUACAGAACAUGCUUUUAAAUGUCAGGUAGUUCAGUUAGCAUCACCUCCUAUAUUAACCUCAUCAUCUGAAACACAAACAGCAAACAGCAUCACAGCAAAUACUGUACUGUAUCAAGGAUAAAGAAAAAAAUCAUACACAGUAUGUAAGGUUUCUACAAAAGUGUGUCCUGGUGCAUUGAGACAAACAUGGAUUUUUAUUUCUACUAAUAAAUUUCCAUAUACUAUAAUGUUUCGAUAUUAAACUAUUCAUAUUUAAACUGACUGCAUGUUUUACACAAGAAAGAAAGAAAGAAAGAAAGAAAGGAUGAGAA
Molecule: messenger RNA, 4377 nt
Organism: Pangasianodon hypophthalmus (striped catfish)
Lineage: Eukaryota; Metazoa; Chordata; Actinopteri; Siluriformes; Pangasiidae
Gene: cfap61
Product: cilia and flagella associated protein 61
Exons: 24
Coding region: 7-3459 (1150 amino acids)
Source: RefSeq, a predicted model, not a curated record